UAGCAUCAAGCGACAUACUCAGUGCGAACGCAGCAAUGGUGGCCGCCAACAAGAUCGUGGUGUGCGAUAACGGCACGGGGUUCGUCAAGGCUGGUUUCGCCGCCGAGAACUUCCCCAAGGCCAUUUUCCCGUCCCUCAUUGGACGCCCCGUGCUGCGUGCCGAGGAGGCCGUGCAGACGGACAUCCUGCUGAAAGAUAUUAUGUUCGGCGAUGAAGCCGCAGCCGUGCGGUCGAACCUCGAGAUCACGUACCCCGUGGAGAACGGCAUUGUUAAGAACUGGGACGACAUGGAGAAGUUGUGGGACUACACGUUCAAAGAGCGUCUGGCUAUUGAUCCCAAGGGCCACCGCAUCCUGCUAACAGAGCCGCCGCUCAACCCCAAGCGCAACCGCGAGAAACUGGUGGAAACCAUGUUCGAGAAGUACGGCUUCGAAGGCUGCAACAUCACCACACAGGCCAUGCUGACUCUGUACGCUCAAGGUAUCACCACGGGCGUGGUCAUUGACACUGGUGACGGUGUCACACACGUCGUGCCGGUCUUCCAGGGCUACGUGCCGCAGCACCUCAUCUGCCGUCUGGACGUCGCUGGUCGCCACAUUACCAACUAUCUCAUCAAGCUCAUGCUGCUACGUGGUUACCCGCUCAACCGCACGGCUGACUUCGAGACAGCGCGCCAGAUUAAGGAGAAAUGGUGCUACGUGGCUUACGACACGGCUGCUGAGCGUAAAUUGGCCUUGGAAACGACGAUCCUCGAGGAGUCGUACGAGCUUCCUGACGGUCGUGUGGUGCGUCUGGGUCGCGAGCGCUUUGAGGCUCCCGAGGCUCUGUUUAACCCGAACUUGAUCGACGUGGAGGGCGCUGGUCUGAGUGACAUGGUCUUUGACAUGUGCAUGAAGGCAGACAUCGAUCUACGCACGGAGUUCUUCAAGAACGUCGUGCUGUCUGGUGGUUCCAGCAUGUACCCGGGUCUGCCCAGUCGUCUGGAGAAGGAUAUUAAGCAAAGAUACCUCACGGAUGUGCUCAAGGGCGACAAGAGUCGACUGAGCAAGUUCCGCUUGCGCAUUAACGACCCACCUCGUCGCAAACAUCUGGUCUUCCAGGGUGGCAGUGUCUUGGCUGAUGUCAUGAAGGACAACGACGCCUUCUGGCUGCUCAAGAGUGAGUACGAGGAACACGGGCUGCGUAUUCUCGACAAGCUGCAGUGA
Phytophthora infestans T30-4 is the source of this 1205-nucleotide messenger RNA. RefSeq names its product actin, putative. Gene Ontology annotation, biological process: Arp2/3 complex-mediated actin nucleation. The transcript has 3 exons. Gene Ontology annotation, molecular function: actin filament binding. The record is from RefSeq and is a predicted model, not a curated record. Bases 36 to 1205 code for a protein of 389 amino acids. NCBI's taxonomy places the organism in Eukaryota, Oomycota, Peronosporomycetes, Peronosporales, Peronosporaceae. Gene Ontology annotation, cellular component: Arp2/3 protein complex; actin cortical patch.